AUGGAAUCAGAAAUAUUGAAAACCAUGGAUAUAAAUGAUUCCAAUAGUAAAAUGAAAGAGGAAGGACAUCAUAAAGUAGAUGAUAUUACAGAUAAAAAAGAGACUAACAAUUAUAGAACAGAAAAAGCAAAAGAAAAACAAGGGAUCGGCAAGCAUAAAAUAAAUAAAGUCAUAUACAAAGAAAACACAGCAGGAACAAGCAGUGCCAUAUUUAGAGAUAGUACUUCUGAUGAAAUGUCAACAAAAACAAAGACGCGACGAAAAAGAUUUAAAGUGGAAAAGGCAACGUGGUUUUCAGAGAAGAAUAUAAAUAGGCGAGAGAAAGGAAAGCGAUACUUUGAUAAAACUAAAGUAAACGGAAAGUGGUCUUACGACAUAAAAAGAGUCAAGGGAAAUCAAAGAAAGGCCAAAAAGGAUAAAUGCGAAAUUUGUAAUAAAUUGAAGAAAGGCUACAUCACAGAGGAAGACUAUAACAACCAUAUGACAAGAAAAAGGAAAGCUAGAAGCGAAAUGGAAAAAGAUAAAGAAAAUGAAAAAUGUGUCUAUACCGUCCAUCUUCAGGCUGUAUUAUUCUCACCAAAAUCUAAUAUUAACAGCCUUUACUAUUAG
Molecule: messenger RNA, 609 nt
Organism: Psylliodes chrysocephalus
Lineage: Eukaryota; Metazoa; Arthropoda; Insecta; Coleoptera; Chrysomelidae
Source: the annotation of a GenBank genome assembly